Messenger RNA from Aspergillus luchuensis, 978 nucleotides. RefSeq lists its product as uncharacterized. The transcript has 2 exons. Lineage: Eukaryota; Fungi; Ascomycota; Eurotiomycetes; Eurotiales; Aspergillaceae. The record is from RefSeq and is a predicted model, not a curated record. Bases 1 to 978 code for a protein of 325 amino acids.
AUGGACAGCAACUUUAGCAUAUACGUCUCGUCUCCUCUCGUCACCUUCAUCGUCGGCCCUACAAGGAAGGAAGUCACUAUACACUCCGGCCCCCUAGCCAGCCUAUCAUCCACACUAGACUGUAUCCUAAACGGCCCAAUGCUAGAGGCAAAGACUCAUCAUGUCGACUGGUCGGAGGUGGUUGAUGAGGAUACAUUUAUUCGGCUGUGUGAGUACGCUUACGUGCGCGACUAUACGCCACCGUCGUGCACGGAAAGGUCUUACCAGACACUUGUAUCAGCAUCAGAAAUGCCAGAGCAACAAACUGAGGCUGGCGAAUGGAGUGGGUACUCUUCUCCAUCGAAAACAAAGAAAAGCACGCGGAAGAAAAAGAAAGGCUACCACUCGAGCCUCGAACCGUCAUCAGAGGAAAAGCCUCCUGAAGAUUACGUCGACGAAGCAACGGUCGCACAAGACGAGCCAGAAGAAGAAGUAGCGCAGACCCAUGAUCCCUUUAAUGGGUGUGUAUUACCCUACAGAGAAAAAAGUAUCUGGAGCGACUAUCUGCGGGACAGGUUCAAAAAUCUCAGCAUGCAAUAUACGAAUUCGUAUGACAAUGUCUUAUCCAAAAGAAAAGAAAAGUUUGCCCCAAGGGGCAAUUGUGAUCCUAAAGAUGAUUUUACGCCUGUCUUUCUUGGACAUACGAAGCUAUAUAUCUUAGCUGAUAAGUAUGGUAUUGUUUCGCUUGCGGAUUUGGUUCUGGAUAAGCUAGCGAUGACCUUGUCAUGCUUCACACUGUGCGAAGAUGAUAUAGGUGUAGUAGCUGAGUUGGUUCGGGCUUCUUAUCAAGGUACAAUGCCGAAUGAUGCUCUUAGGACAUUGGUAACAACCUAUAUUGUAUCUGUUCUUGGGCAAAUAGGUGAAAGUACCGGGUUCCAGGAGCUGCUGGCGGAGGGUGGGGAAUUUGUUGUUGAUUUCUGGCAUAUUAUCUGGGAAUGA